CGGGACGCGCUUCACCUUUCGAGGACUGCGAGGUGGUGGGAGGAAGAAAGUUUUGACUGCCUGCUUACUGGGGCAACCAUAGCCACAGCCAUAGGCAAGGCCGGAUUUUGACCGUUGACGGGACUGUUGGUUCUUCUGAGAGAUCUGGCGCUUGAGGGGCAAAAGCGCGGGUUUUCCAGGUGGAUGGAGGAGUGCGCUCCAACACCUGGCAUUGCAUGGUGGACGCGAGCGGGUGUAGCUGCCAACUUGUCCAGCUCUUGUCAUUGCAGAGCUGCGACGUGGUGAUUAGUUGGGGGAUUGGCGUUCGAGAAGGUGAACGACGAGAAGAGGAGGAGGAGGAGGAGGAGAAGGAAGGGAAGGAGGAAGGAGGAGGAGGACAGGAAGGAGGAGGAGGAGAAGGAGAGGAAGGAGGAGGAGGAGAAGGGAGCAGUCGUGAGUCGAGGAGAGAAGUUGCCGGUGAGGUGACGCAGUUGCAGGCGGAUCGGGAUCGGAUAUUUUCGUUAAACCAUUCGUACGGUGGAGGAAAGAUUGGCGGGAGAUGGGAAGAGGACUACGAGGAGGAGAAGGAGGAGAAGGAGGAGAAGGAGGAGAAGGAGGAGGAGGAAACGUGGGGAUGGUUUAGGAGGGGAAGAGAAGUUGACAGAGGGGGAAGAGUUGCGGCAAACCGAUACGUGGCUAAUGCUGACUACUGUAGCGGAGCGAGGGUGGACAAAGCCAAAGCAAGAGGAACCGGAGGAGGAUGCAGAAGGAUGAAGACGAAGGGAGGAGGGGAAGGAAGGAGGGAAAAGAAAGGAGAAGGUGAACACAAGUCCUUUUAAUAUUUAAUACUUCAAUAAAAAUAAUAUAAAAUC
Chara braunii is the source of this 851-nucleotide messenger RNA. The record is from the annotation of a GenBank genome assembly. NCBI's taxonomy places the organism in Eukaryota, Viridiplantae, Streptophyta, Charophyceae, Charales, Characeae.